Salvelinus sp. IW2-2015 is the source of this 403-nucleotide messenger RNA. Its product is annotated as copine-4-like. Gene Ontology annotation, molecular function: calcium-dependent phospholipid binding. Lineage: Eukaryota; Metazoa; Chordata; Actinopteri; Salmoniformes; Salmonidae. Gene Ontology annotation, biological process: cellular response to calcium ion. The record is from RefSeq and is a predicted model, not a curated record. Gene Ontology annotation, cellular component: plasma membrane.
AUUCCCCUGCAGUAAGACCAUGAACCGGCCUCUAAAGUGCACAGUGUGGGACUGGGACUCCAAUGGGAAGCACGACUAUAUUGGUGAAUAUCAGGCCACAUUCAAAGAGAUGAGAGGGGCAAUGGAUGGGAGACAGGUCCAAUGGGAGUGUAUAAACCCCAAGUAUCAGAUCAAGAAGAAGAAUUACAAGAACUCUGGUAUCGUCAUUCUCAAUCAGUGCAAGAUCAUCAAGAUGCACUCCUUCCUGGAUUACAUCAUGGGAGGCUGUCAGAUCCAGUUUACAGUAGCUAUUGAUUUCACCGCCUCGAACGGGGAUUCCUCAAACACAGCUGCUCCUACACUACAUCCACCCAUACCAGCCUAACGAGUACCAUCAAUAGCUCUGGUCGCUGUCGGGGAGAUC